Messenger RNA from Scleropages formosus (Asian bonytongue), 4410 nucleotides. RefSeq names its product rabphilin 3A homolog (mouse), a (gene rph3aa). Gene Ontology annotation, molecular function: small GTPase binding. Lineage: Eukaryota; Metazoa; Chordata; Actinopteri; Osteoglossiformes; Osteoglossidae. Gene Ontology annotation, biological process: regulation of calcium ion-dependent exocytosis; spontaneous neurotransmitter secretion; intracellular protein transport. Gene Ontology annotation, cellular component: neuron projection; extrinsic component of synaptic vesicle membrane; synapse. The coding region runs from base 46 to 2022 and encodes 658 amino acids. The transcript has 20 exons. The record is from RefSeq and is a predicted model, not a curated record.
CAGAGAUCCUCGAGCGCAGACACACCGAUUCACAGAAGGGAAGAAAUGAGAAAACGUGGGAAAGGGCUUAAUUUACCUGUCGGGAGCCUUGGGGUGAAUGAGCCGACUAUUACAGGCAUGACGGACACCGUCGUGAGCCGGCGCUCGGACCAGUGGGUCAGCCUCGACGACAGACAGAUGGGGAGGCACGGGAGUGAUAAGGACCAGGCCGGUCGGACGAUGCAGUCGACCCCCUGCAAUGGACCCCAGGCGGAGGAGCUGACGGACGAGGAGAAGGAGAUCAUCAACGGCGUUAUCGCCCGGGCGCAGCAGAUGGAGGCUGCGGAACAGGACAGGAUAGGGCGGCUAAUGAACCGGCUGGAUGACAUGAAGCGGACGGCCCGCGGGGACGGUGUCUCCUGCUGCCUGCUUUGCGGGGAGCGGCUGAACGCACUGGGGGUCAGCGCAGUGGUCUGUGAGGAUUGCAAGAAGAACAUGUGCACCAGCUGCGGGGUUCAGAAGAACAGCCGAAGCCGCCCGGUAUGGCUGUGCAAGAUCUGCAGCGAGCAGAAGGAGGUGUGGAAGAGGUCUGGAGCCUGGUUCUUCAAAGGCCUACCCAAGCAACUAGUGCCAUCACCCAUGCCCAUAUCAAAGCCGAAGGAGUCCGGCUCCCAGAAUUCACCGGGGAACUUAAGGAUCCAGGGUGGCGUCCCGGCGGAGAGUCGCGCCUCCAUUGCUGAGCAGCCAAGUGAAGCUGCUGGACCCCGUAGCCAGGGAGUACGCCCCUCUGUGGCGCCCAAGCCCACCGAAGUGCACGCCAUGUCCGGUGGAGGUUCUUCCUGUCCAGAGGAGGCCAAUGAGGUUCAGCCGAGCUCUGUGGUGAAGAGGUCUGACCCAGUCCAGAGCUCCAGGCCCCCUCCGGUGGCAGCUGCCCCUGUGACCCACCAAGCGCCCUCGUCUGAGGUCGACAGCAACUACUUCACCCCGGCUCAGCGGGAGGAGAGAGCGCCUCCUGCAGUCCUGGAGGAGAGGAAACAGCCAAUCUCCUACAACCCUCAACCUGCUCGACAUCAGCCGCUGCCUCCGGAUAAGGAAGAAGAGGAGAACAACAGCUAUGACUCAGAUGAAGCCACCACGCUGGGCUCCUUGGAGUUCAGUCUGAUCUACGAACAGCAGAAUAACAGCCUGCAGUGCUGCAUCAUAAAAGCCAAGGGACUCAAGCCGAUGGACUCCAACGGCCUCGCUGACCCUUAUGUCAAGCUGCACCUGUUACCUGGUGCUAGCAAGUCCAACAAGCUUCGCACCAAGACCCUGAGAAACACGCGCAACCCCGUGUGGAAUGAGACGCUGGUGUACCACGGCCUCACCGACGACGACAUGCAGCGUAAGACACUCAGAUUGUCUGUCUGUGACGAAGACAAGUUUGGACAUAAUGAGUUUAUUGGGGAGACACGGGUCCCCCUGAAGAAGCUGAAAUUCAACCAGAAGAAGAACUUCAACGUUUGCCUGGAGAGAGUGAUCCCAAUGAAACGGACAGGGACUGCAGGCUCAAUGCGUGGCAUGGCACUCUAUGAGGAAGAGGUGAAGGAGACUGGCGAGGCAGAGGAACGAGGCCGCAUCCUUAUCUCGCUCAUGUAUAGCUCCCAGCAAAGCCGGCUCAUCGUGGGCGUGAUCCGAUGUGUUCACUUGGCUGCCAUGGAUGCCAAUGGCUACUCAGAUCCCUUUGUUAAAAUCUGUCUGAAGCCAGAUAUGGGCAAGAAGGCAAAGCACAAGACCCAGAUCAAAAAAAGGACUCUGAAUCCAGAGUUCAAUGAGGAGUUUGGCUAUGACAUUAAGCACAGCGAUCUUGCCAAAAAGUCACUGGACAUCUCCGUAUGGGAUUAUGACAUUGGGAAAUCCAACGACUACAUUGGUGGAUGUCAGCUUGGCAUCACAGCCAAGGGAGAACGCCUGAAGCAUUGGUACGAGUGCCUGAAGAACAAGGACCAGAAGAUCGAACGCUGGCAUGCCUUACUGAACGAGAACCACGUUUCCAGUGACUAGGAAUGCUGCCGACCCUGACCGCAGCUCUGCCUCCCUACCACACGACCUCAUAUCUUCUUUGCAUGUACAUCCUCAGGGUGCACACUCGAUAUUUUUGUCUUCCGGUCACGCUGGGGGUCAGCUUUCCAUCUGUUCGGCCACAUCUCUGCCCGUUACGUUCGAUCAUCGCUUACGUGCCAUCCUCCCACUGGAUUUAAACGCCCUGCACAGCCUCUCCCCCGCAACGAAUGCACAUGGACCGACGCUAGUUUCACCCUCCCGAACAAUAACGCGUAGUUAUUCGCAGUGGGAAAUAUUACCGCAGAGACCGUUCACCUUGUCCCCUGGUUCUGUGAAUCCCUUUGUGCUGUAAGUCCUUUUUGGGACAAAAAGAGGCACCCAGGAGACAGCGGAACAAGGGUUUUCCCUGCCAGUGACAAGGAGCUCCUCUGUUCCUCCAGUUUCUAGUUGGGUGUCUCUAGUUAGUGAACGUUCACCGAGUAGACGGAGACCAAAAGUCUAUUUUUCUCAUUGUGAAUGUCAGGAGCAUCUGUAUAACUUUUGGCGUUAUGAUGUACCAGUUAUCGACUACUGUGUCUCUAUGAAACAACAUGCUGUCGUGCACUUGAAAAUUGCUCUCGGAAAAACACGAUUAUCAGUUAUGUUAGUUUGUAAUAAGAAAGUCUGUCGGAAUUGAUGUUUUGAUACGUGAAGAGGUUUUGCUUGUCGUUCCUGUUGACAAUAUCGAUAUUAUCACGUAGUUAAAAAGUCUCUAGCAAGAUGUCAACGCAAACAUAAAUUAAAGCGGAUUGAAAAAAAAUGUGCUGCUUUCUGAUAGUGGGCAAAAUAUUCAGGUGUAUUGUUAAAUGGCGUUACAAAUGUGGCUUUUGUGAAAUGAACAGGAGCAUCUGACUAUAGCCUUUAAUGUCACUCGCAGCUAAUUGUGCAGCAUAUUCUGUCUUGCAACAAGUCACAGUUACAAAGUGAAUCACCGUUCUGCAGUUCCUUGCUCGUCGUACAUCUCGCUAAUAAGAAUGCGAAGUAAUAUAAACAAAAAGCUUUGAAAAUUCAAAGAAAACUGCGAAAAGGUUUUGGGAUUUAUUCGAGGGCUCUGUGCCAUGUAGCUCUCUUAGAAGGAAAUUAUUUUUUAGCAGCAUGUACAGGAAUGAGGGUUAAAUAUCUGACGCAGCGCUCUUAGUGUUCAUUGCUCUUUACUCCCGGAUUUACGAGUCAAACGAUAGCGGUGAAACUCGAAGGGUACGCAAAACACUUGGGAAUCUGAACCUUGUUAUGGCUACAACUGUUACAAAGCACACGCGCUCAAAAGUUAUUUAUUAAUACAUUUUGCAUUGACCUUGAUCAUCGUUCAACGGAAAUCUGUCCGAUGCGUUGCAGAAUUUAUUCAUAUUCAAAGUAGCAGUGUAUUCUCGGUAUUUUUCGUAGAAAUAUUGGUUUGUUUUCCCUUGGGGACAUAGCAGUUUGUGUUUUAGACACCGUUGGUAGUUUGCAUCUAUAUUCUGAGAUUAGAAUGUGUGUCAGCCUGCUGUCUCGGUCAUCUGUCCGGCACCAAUCGGCGGCUGUGCAUCAGAGUUGGAAAUCGUCCCUUUUAAGUUCCCGUCUUUACCCCGCCAGACCCCCGAUGGCCACCGCGCUUCCCUCCCCUGCAUGUUGCACGAUGACAUGCGAACGGACAGCUGUCCGUCACUGGGACUCGGCCUUUCACCUUCCCCUCCGACCGAUCGCGGACGCUCGGCCGUGCGCCUGACGGCGAUGGCUGCAAAGUCGACGAAAGCACAGCCUACAGCGCGACGGCCUGAACCCUGAAAUUGAUGCACCUUGUGAGAUGUUGAAACCUAAUGCAUGAGGAUCCUCUGCUUUGUGAUGUGUAGGUGGAAUUCUUGACUUUCACCUUCUGCAGUUCAACUCUCCCCUUCUCUCCCACAUACCCUUGAGAAGGAAUAAAUUCCUUAUCUCGUAUUUUCUGUGCAAAUGUUCGGGUUUUUUUCUUCACUUCCUGCUCCCUGCACCCUAGUGAACUUUUUGGUUGAGUGUAAUGUUAUCUGACUCAGAUAGCUUUUUGAUCCAUGGAGGAAAAAAAAAAAAAAAAAAAACUUUUAGUAUUAUUUCUGGGUGCUUCCAGUGUCUUGUGUUUUGUUCCAUUGGAGAACUGCAAGUCCCUUAGUGAAGACAGAAAUUGUGGGAUGUUAGUAAGGUACUUAACAUGAAUGACAUUCUGAUGGUCGUCAUAUGUGCUUGUGUUUUGUGUCCGUGAAACAGAAAAUAGAUUUUAUUUUGAAAUAUGCUCCAUGUAUUAGAAUGGGGUGGGAGGAGUUUAAAUGCCUGUACGUUUGCAACAAAUUUCGCAUGUACAGAUUUUGGUAUCUGGUUGACACAUACUAAUAAAGAAAA